This is a messenger RNA of Agrilus planipennis (emerald ash borer), 1560 nucleotides long. RefSeq names its product L-2-hydroxyglutarate dehydrogenase, mitochondrial. Bases 134 to 1471 code for a protein of 445 amino acids. The record is from RefSeq and is a predicted model, not a curated record. The transcript has 4 exons. Lineage: Eukaryota; Metazoa; Arthropoda; Insecta; Coleoptera; Buprestidae. Gene Ontology annotation, molecular function: (S)-2-hydroxy-acid oxidase activity; (S)-2-hydroxyglutarate dehydrogenase activity.
UUAUCGUAUACGUCAUUUUUCCAGUAAUAAAUGUAAUGGUAUAUAAAAUGAUAAAAUUAUUCAGGCCGGUGUAAUAUCUCAUAAUAUUGUGUGCGUGUGAUACCCACCUUCCUACCCACUGAUCGUGAAAGCAAUGACGUACAACGCGAUUAUGAAUAGACGAAAAUGCAGUGCUGAAGUGUAUAAAAUAUUCAAAACAUUCUUUUCUUCUACAAGUAACAAAGUCAGUAACUAUGAUUUUGUGGUUGUCGGAGGUGGAAUUGUUGGAGUGGCAGCCGCACGGCAAAUUUUACUUAAGAAUCCUAAACUUAAAAUUGCCGUUCUGGAAAAAGAAAACAAGUUAGCACAGCAUCAAACAGGCCACAAUAGUGGAGUUAUUCAUGCUGGCAUUUAUUACAAACCUGGCUCAUUAAAAGCAAAGUUAUGUGUUGAAGGGUUACAUUUGUCUUAUAAAUAUUGUGAAGAGAAUAAAAUUCCAUUCAAAAAAGUUGGAAAGUUAAUUGUAGCAACUAACAAUAUAGAAGUAGAAAGGCUUCUUGAUUUGCAAGACAGAGGAUUGAAAAACAAUGUUCCGGGACUAGAACUAUUAGAAAAAGAUAGAAUAAAAGAAGUUGAACCUAGCUGUGAAGGAGUCAAGGCCCUGUGGUCACCUGAAACUGGUAUUGUUGAUUGGGCUCUUGUAACUGAAUUUUAUGGAAAGGACGUAAUGAAAAUGAAUGGCGAUAUAAUAUUAAAAUUUAAGGUUAAUGGAUUUAAAGAAAAUAACGAUCCUAACUAUCCAGUAUUAAUUACAUCUGCAGAUAAUCGCCAAGUUGCUACCAAAUACGCCCUGACAUGUGCUGGUCUUUACUCAGAUCAUGUAGCAAAAAUGUCUGGAUGUUCUCCAGAUCCAAUGAUAUGCCCCUUUAGAGGCGAAUAUUUACUAUUGACUAAGUCAAAAGCUAAUCUUGUGAAGGGCAAUAUUUACCCAGUGCCUGAUCCUAAGUUUCCAUUUUUAGGUGUACAUUUUACUCCAAGAAUGAAUGGUGACAUGUGGUUAGGACCAAAUGCUGUACUUGCAUUUAAAAGAGAAGGUUAUAAAGUGACUGACAUUAAUUUGAAGGAGCUUUUCGAAGUUCUAUUAUAUCCUGGUUUCCAAAAGUUGGCAUUCAAAUAUAUAUCUUUUGGUAUAUUAGAAAUGAAGAAGUCGCUAAUAACAAGCUUUCAAGUACGAGAUUUACAGAAGUUUAUUCCCUCUUUAACCACAGCAGAUGUUCAACCUGGUCCUGCUGGAGUAAGAGCACAAGCUCUAGACAGAAAUGGAAAUUUAGUGGAUGAUUUUGUUUUUGAUAAAGGUGGUAGUGAAAUAGGUGCGAGAAUACUUCAUUGUAGAAAUGCUCCGUCCCCUGGUGCUACGAGUUCCUUAGCUAUAGCGAAAAUGUUAGAAGAACGAGUAGAAAAGGAAUUCAAUAUCAGUAUGAUGCACGCAUAACACAUGUAUGUAUGUAGAUACGUUGUAUGUAAAAGGAUGUAACUAAUUUUUGUCUUCCCUUUUUUUUUUUAAUAAAUGCCUUAUUUUUA